This is a messenger RNA of Plectropomus leopardus (leopard coralgrouper), 1106 nucleotides long. NCBI's taxonomy places the organism in Eukaryota, Metazoa, Chordata, Actinopteri, Perciformes, Serranidae. The record is from RefSeq and is a predicted model, not a curated record.
AUGAUUUCUUUGUGGUCCAGUCCAGUUCUUCUGUUCCCGUUAUUACUGGUCUGGCUGUUAGUCUGGCUGUUUGCAUCCUGCUUAUUUUUGCAGUUCUCUUCUUUGUGUGGAAACAAAAACAAAACCAUUUUAAGACCAAGCGAAGCCACCGGGAUGACACUGAUAAAAAGGAGAAGAAUCACUGUGAAACUAAGAGAGCUGAAGAUCGGUGUGUCACCGAGGAAGAAAUUAAGCCUUUGAAGGGACACGAGGGAAAGAACAACAUACAUAAGCAUGAAGCUAAUCAGGAGGAGCAGAGGAGAGAGGAAGCUGAGAGGAAAGUCCAGACCCUGGAGGAGGAGCUGAAGACCAAGAAGACCGAGGUUGGAGCUAAACAAGAUCAGCUGCAGCAGCUGUAUGAGAAGAACCAGAGGAACAAGAACGAGCUGCAGAACCUGAACACAGAGCUGGAGAACAAGAUUAAAGAGCUGGGAACAAUUCGAAACACCCCACUGCAAUAUUCCUAUGCUUCUCCGUUUCGCAGACAUGAGGAACAGCAGGAGAAGGCGGCAGCUGAGAGGGAAGCAGUGAUGGAAGUGGACUCGCUGACAGAGAAGCUGAAGACUCAACAGACAGAAUCUGACACCCAAAUCAAAGAGUUUGAUGAGAAACAAGCUGAAGUUAAGCAGCUCCAGGAAGAGAUUCAGGUGAUGGAGGCCAACCUGCAGACUCUGAUGGAGGAUCUGAAGUUCAACAACAUCAAGUCAGAAAGAAGUCAUGCUGUUCCAGCCCGCUCCUCCUCGAUUUUGGAUAAAUUACAGACAGUUUCAAAGGAGAGAUUUCAGGAGGAGCAGCAGAAGAGGAGAGAAGCUCAGAGCAGAGUUCAGACCCUGGAGGGGGAGCUGGACACUAUGAACAGGAAGCUCCAGGAUGAACAGACCAGGAGAGAAAAGGUGGAGAGAGAAGUUCAGAACAAGACAGACGAGCUGAAGGGGGACCAGGCUGAUACUCACAGACUGCUCCUGCAGGAGACACAGAGAACGGAGGAGGCUCAGAGGGAGGUGGAGAGCCUGAAGGAUCAGCUGAAGAGCACGAAUAAAGAGUUAUUGCCAGAGCAGGCAGUGUAA